AUGGACGAGGUCAAGAAGCGAUUUAUGUUCGAUCUGAUCGUACGAACUCUUUGGGCGGACUGGCCAUCGGCUAUGCCCAAGCCAUCAAAAGAGCCAGAAUUGCCUCAGCCCAAAUCAAGUGGUGGCAGACUGCAUGUUGGGAGGUGGCCUGUUUGUGCGGCGAUAUAUCCUCACGUUCUAAGGAUACAUCAGCUCUGGUCAACAAUAUCAGAUCUCUCAGACGCCACCAAAUUACAUUUUGCAAAGUUGUUGAACGAGGCUGCAUGGUAUCAGAAAGAACGCGGUAGAACAAAGGAUUUUGAUGGCUUCUUUGAGACUGCUCGCAGCAUCUGCGAAUCCUCUGUACACCCUGAUCGGGAUUCCCUGCUUGCAGACAUAUAUUUCUGCCUAGGAGCUAUCUCCAUGGACGCAAGCGACUUCGAUAAAAGUCGCGUCUAUAAAGAAUUGUCUUUCGCUCUGGUUUCCAACAUUUGCAAAGAACUGGGAACUGCUGACGAGAGAUUGUAUCUUGCAUACGCAGAGCGAGGCAUCUCACGCAUUCAGGAUAAAAGGUACGAAGAAGGUGAGGCUGAUCUCAGGGAAGCACUACGGAUUCGUAUAGCUCUUGGUAACUACGUCCCCCGGUCUGGCGAGGUUAACCUGAGCUGGUCCCUUCUUGCACAAGGAAAGCUGGAAGAGUGUGACGAGCUUCUUUCGGAAACUCUUGCGGGUAGAGAAAGGGCGUUAGGCAAAGACGAUAGGGAGUCUGUCAGAACAGGACUGGUUCUGUAUGCACUUGGUAACCUUCGUGCUGCUCAGAAUCGAUUGGAUGAGAGUUUUGAGUUUCAUCAGCGAGCAAUGCGCCACAUGCGCGCGACGGUGGGUGAGAAGGAUUUCUACACUGCGAAUGUCGCUCACAAAAUUGCGGAGCACCUGCUCCGCUUGGGUCGAAGUGAAGAAUCGAUUACCAUGGCCAAUAUGGCGCUGGAUAUCUGGUCUGUUGACCCAAGUGCACACAAGAACGAGAUUGCUCGCACAACCUUCCUCAAGGGCCGCUUGUUUGAAGCAACAGGUAGAAGUCAAAAGGCGUCCAUUGCCUUUAGAGUUGCAUGCCGCUUGAGAAAGGAAAUAACUCAAGAGGAUCGAGAUAUGAAUAGCUUGACCACGGAAGAUUUCGACGAGAUCGUUGCUUUUUGGGCUCGAUGA
Messenger RNA from Pyrenophora tritici-repentis Pt-1C-BFP, 1185 nucleotides. Its product is annotated as tetratricopeptide repeat domain containing protein. Gene Ontology annotation, molecular function: protein binding. The record is from RefSeq and is a predicted model, not a curated record. Lineage: Eukaryota; Fungi; Ascomycota; Dothideomycetes; Pleosporales; Pleosporaceae.